This is a messenger RNA of Seminavis robusta, 1075 nucleotides long. The record is from the annotation of a GenBank genome assembly. NCBI's taxonomy places the organism in Eukaryota, Bacillariophyta, Bacillariophyceae, Naviculales, Naviculaceae.
AAAAGGGGGUGAGGGCUCAGGCAGAUAGACUGCCGAGGUAAAAGGGGGUGAGGGCUCAGGCAGAUAGACUGCCGAGGUAAUGUUUCGCCUCACCUCUCGCCUCUCGCCUUGGCAUUCAUUUCAUUAUCAUUUCAUUAUCAUUUCAAUCCCAUCCAUCUCGUCUUCGAGAGAGAGAGAGAGAGAGUGACGAGUCGAGUUGAAUCGAAUCGACCGUGUAACAACACCAACACCAACAGCUCAGUCUUUGCUGCUUGGCGCUGCGAAGCAAGAAGAGAACAUCCGUCGUGUUGUGGAUUGUCAUUGGAGGAACAACCAACCAACCAACCAGGUACUGUGGCGGCAACGAGUUGUUUGUUGUUGUUGUUGUUGUGCCAGCAGACAGAAAUCAAGUCGAGCAACGCAACCAUGGCAUCCCCAAUUAUUGCGAACAGAGACAUGUGGCGCGGGCUACAGUUUCAGGUAGAGAUUCCUACUACUGGUCAAGUGCCAGGACAGCGAUCAGUCAUUGCACCAGAACUCCUCUUUUCUGGCCAGAAUGCCGAGACCAAAGUCGAUCCAAAGUAUCUCGACAAUCUUUCGCAAUUCCUCCUGACAAAGGUGGAGGAUGAUCAUCUUCGUUCUCAUAUUGUGACAGCAGAUUUGUUUAUCAAAGUAGUGGAUGGAUUGGAAACAGCAGAAGAUGGCGGCACUAUUUUACCUGUUUGGAGUGCAUUUGAACUGGAGGGAGUCCUCAGUGGACUUUUGAACAAUGCGGAGUUUGAUGCUGAAAAUGGUAUUCUCAUUCUAAUGUAUCUCCAACCUGAAGCUGGACAUGCAGAACGCCAUGGAGUGGUACCGGUACACAAUAAUAUGCUGGCGGCCCUUGAACUGGCGCCUACGGAUCUAACAGAAGAAGAGGCCAUGCUGUUGGAGCAUUUGAUGGGCUUGUCUUAGUCAGCAAAUCCAGACAAUGUCUGUGUAAUUUGUGUGAAGGCAUCCCCGCUGAGUGGCUGCUCGGAAGAUGUCAAUGUUCACCUAAUUCAGGUGCUUUCGUCGUUGGUACAGGAUGGUGGAAUCGAAUCGAAUCGAAUCGAAU